Messenger RNA from Hypomesus transpacificus, 1662 nucleotides. RefSeq lists its product as uncharacterized. Bases 192 to 689 code for a protein of 165 amino acids. NCBI's taxonomy places the organism in Eukaryota, Metazoa, Chordata, Actinopteri, Osmeriformes, Osmeridae. The transcript has 2 exons. The record is from RefSeq and is a predicted model, not a curated record.
AUUCAGGAGAAUUCUCCUCGGUCCUGUCUCUCUCUAGUCCGGCCGGACCUUCUACAGAAGCGACUUGCGCUGACAAUUUCACCAGGCAAACUAAUGGGACAACCGAGGUGUUUGCAACAUUUCCCCCCUUCUCACUGAAUUUCUUGGAAAAGGACACAGAUUCACCCGAAGAGAAAACAAGUCAAAUCAAAAUGACGGCCGAGACCUCCGAGGGUGACGGGUUCUCCGUACCGCUGUUCUCCUACGGCGGGGCUUCCCAAACUAACGGCACUUGCAUGGACCAGAUGGAGCGAUUCUUCCCACCUUUUUCCUCGACGUUUGCGCUUAUCGUGCUCGUGACCAUGAUUGUAGGGAUCAUAUUCGUCUCUCUGGCUACAUUCCACUUCCACAAGAGGAGGAUGAGGAAGAGGAAGAUUCAACGUGCCCAAGAGGAAUACGAGCGCGACAGCCGCAGCCCCGUGUCCUCCAUGGGGAAGCGGGAGACAACAAGACCGUGUAUCAUUGUCCGGCCCGCGGCUAGAGAUAAGGGGCACCGGCCGCUCUCCCCGGUCAUCCAGAAAUGUGAUCAAAAUACCAGUUGUCUCAUUGAAGAGUCUGCUGGCCCGCCUCCAGCAAAGAAUGCAGCUAAAUUAGAUAUCCCACACAUCGAACAAGGAGACGGACCACUGGAAGCUGUCAUCUCGUCUUGAUAAGGCUGCAGUCGGAACCGGGAAACGGAACUGUAGAUACACCAAAUAUUCACGUUUUAUUUCAGGGGAAACGGACUGAAAGAAGCUCUCUGUCAUCCACUUGGAAUUAAGAAAAGCAAUAUGGCACAAUGAAGACCCCGUGACCUCCAGGAACAGAGAGCCUGCUGAAACGUUCACGAACAUUUCGAGGGAAUCGAUCCGUGCCAAAUCUGUAAAUGUUGUAUAAAAGUAGAGUACGUCAGUCUAUUAGUAUACCGUCGUGGAAUGACUUCAGCAACGGACAAUUUGUUAUGAUGUAAAUGAACGAAAGGUUGACAUUUCUAGACCUGGCGCGAGGGCUGGACAACGUGCAUGCUCUCCGAGGUGCUGAAAUGUAGAUCCAUUUUCCUCCCGCUUAUUAAUGUGCCUCUUACACAAUAUUUUGUGUUGAUGUUUAUUGAAACUCGUCUUUAAGUAUUUUCACGGCCUAUGUAAACGAGUAUCCUUCCAGUAAGCAGCCCAUUACUUUAUAUUUACGAAUUUAUUUUAUUUUAUUCUUCUGAUAAUUCCUUAAAGAACCUGUGAAAAUCCCCUUCACCCCACCGUCCCCAAACACUACAGCUUUGCUUUAUGUAUAAAUCAUUUGCCUUUUAUCAUGCUUCUAAUGGGUGGAAGUACAUUUAAUGUAAAAUGUAGUGAAAGUUCUGCCACUCUAUAGCAAGGUUUCAAUCGUACUGUGGUCUUAUAAGGUAGUGCUGCUGCAUAGAGGUGCUGCAAUUACUGUAAGUUCCGAUAUUUUUCUUCAAAUUGCUUAUUUUUGGUAGUAGUUGAAAGUACACUCAUGUCUUCUCCCUAACGCCUGUUAAGACCGCUAGGUAGCACGUGUUACUUCCUCUAUAGGUCGUUAUCUCCCGUUAGGACCUUCGGUCAAAUUGAGCCCUAAGCAUUUUAAGUAUUUAUGAUGUAUCCUCUGAAAUGUAAUAAACUAGGAAUC